AGUGGUGUAGCGGAAGACAAACCCUCAACUCUAUCCUGUUUUAAAGACUAAAAGAAAAUAUUCUCCGAAACAGAUGUAUCAGAUUGGUUUUACAAAACUGUAGAAGGAUUCCUGUGAAACAUUUGUUCUGAAAAAAUGUUAUUAGCCAAAUUUCUUGACAUCACCAACUGGAGUGUGAAGAAGAGAAGCCUGUGUGCUGAUUGAAGUUGGAUAAAUUAAUUGAAGUGUUGCUAAACAUAAGUAACACUGGACAUAAAUACAGCAGAAGAACUGUUUGCAAGAAAUAAAGUAUAAAAAGAAAAAGAAGAAAAAAUAUAAACUGGGAUUUGAGAGGCAAAAUAUUGGAAGAGAGUGAAAAAAUUGUAUGAUUCAUUUCUUCUGAACACAUGAGAGAAGUGAUUAGAUCAUGUGACUGUGAUAUCUUUACAGAUGUCUUUUUUUAAAAGAAAUUAGACUAAUUAUGCACAAACGUAUUCAUACAGGGGAGAAACCAUAUCAGUGUGAUAUCUGUGGUAAAUCCUUCUCUUACAGUAGUUACUUAUCUACACACAAACAUAUUCACACUGGAGAGAAAUCAUAUCCUUGUGAUAUCUGUGGUAAAUCAUUCACUCAAAAUAGUAACUUAACUGUACACAAAGGAAUUCAUACAGGAGAGAAGCCAUAUCAUUGUGAUAUUUGUGGUAACUCAUUCUCUCGGAAUAAUCACUUAACUACACAUAAACGUAUUCAUACAGGAGAGAAACCAUAUCAUUGUGAUAUCUGCGGUAAAUCAUUCUCUAGUAGUGGUUAUGUUAAUGUGCACAAACUUAUUCAUACAGGAGAGAAACCAUAUUAUUGUGAUAUCUGUGGUAAAUCAUUCUCUAGCAGUGGUUAUGUUAAUGUGCACAAACGUACUCAUACUGGAGAGAAACCAUAUCACUGUGAUAUCUGUGGUAAAGGAUUCACUGACUAUAGAAACUUAACUGCACAUAAACGUAUUCAUACAGGAGAGAAACCAUUUCAAUGUAAUAUCUGUGGGAAAGCAUUUUCCCAAAAUUCUGUCUUAAUAAGACACAGACAUAUUCAUACGUCUCACAGUAGUUACUUGUAUAGACACAAACGUAUUCACACUGGAGAGAAACCAUAUCAUUGUGAUAUCUGUGGUAAAUCAUUCUCUCAGAGUGGUGAUGUUACUGCUCACAAACGUACUCAUACAGGUGAGAAACCAUAUAAUUGUGAUAUCUGUGGUAAAUCAUUCUCUCAGAGUGGUGAUGUUACUGCUCACAAACGUACUCAUACAGGAGAGAAACCAUAUAAUUGUGAUAUCUGUGGUAAAUCAUUUACUAACAUUAGUCAUGUAACUAUACACAGACGUACUCAUACAGGUGAGAAACCAUAUCACUGUGACAUUUGUGGUAAAUCAUUCUCUGAAAAUAGAAUCUUAACUGCCCACAAACGUACUCAUACAGGUGAGAAACCAUAUCACUGUGAUAUCUGUGGUAAAUCAUUCUCUUAUAAUUGUGUCUUAACUGUACAUAGACGUAUUCACACAGGAGAGAAACCAUAUCAUUGUGAUAUUUGUGGUAAAUCAUUCUCUCAUAAUAGUGUCUUAACUGCACAUAAACGUAUUCAUACAGGAGAGAAACCAUAUCAUUGUGAAAUCUGUGGUAAAUCAUUCUCUAAAAAUGAUUAUUUAACUAUACACAAACGUGUUCAUACAGGGGAGAAACCAUUUCACUGCAAUAUCUGUGGUAAAUCAUUCUCUGACAAUAGAAACUUAAUGAAUCACAAACUGAUUCAUACAGGAGAGAAACCAUAUCACUGUGAUGUCUGUGGUAAGUCAUUCACUGACAAUAGAAACUUAACUGCACAUAAACGUAUUCAUACAGGAGAGAAACCAUAUAAUUGUGAUAUCUGUGGUAAAGCAUUUUCUCAAAAUUCUAUCUUAACAAGACACAGACAUAUUCAUACAGGGAAGACAGGAAAAGGGUAGUUCCUUGUUCGCUAUAUAUUUUUAAUAUUCUUGUGUUUCAUGUAAUGGAAAAUAUGAGUAAAAAUAUUUCAAAAAUUUUA
This is a messenger RNA of Octopus sinensis (East Asian common octopus), 2052 nucleotides long. RefSeq names its product zinc finger protein 271-like. Lineage: Eukaryota; Metazoa; Mollusca; Cephalopoda; Octopoda; Octopodidae. Bases 461 to 1972 code for a protein of 503 amino acids. Gene Ontology annotation, biological process: regulation of transcription by RNA polymerase II. Gene Ontology annotation, cellular component: nucleus. The record is from RefSeq and is a predicted model, not a curated record. The transcript is spliced from 4 exons. Gene Ontology annotation, molecular function: RNA polymerase II cis-regulatory region sequence-specific DNA binding; DNA-binding transcription factor activity, RNA polymerase II-specific.